Molecule: messenger RNA, 1162 nt
Organism: Saprolegnia diclina VS20
Lineage: Eukaryota; Oomycota; Saprolegniomycetes; Saprolegniales; Saprolegniaceae
Exons: 4
Coding region: 20-1135 (371 amino acids)
Source: RefSeq, a predicted model, not a curated record
CUCCAACAUCCACACCAGCAUGACCAGCAUAAGUCUCUUGCCCAACGAAAAGGCCGACGACAUUUCCAUUGCGACCAUCUCGGCUUUUCUCGCACCAACGGUCGACUUUGGCGACACAACGUCGUCGUCGUCGUCGUCGUCUGCGUCGUCACCAGCCUCGUCGAGCAGCCUCAAGCGUGGCUACCAGCGGCCCAAGCAAGAGAUCGAUGCCCUUCGCAUAACGCACGCCAAGCUGCAGCGUCACUUGCAUACGCUCCAGGCGCGGCUCGCCAAUGUCCCGGCCGCGGCGCUGCCGUGGCAAGCCCGCGCCAUCGAGCAAGCCACCGGCGUGCAACGGGCAAUGCACGAGAACCUUCGCCUCAAAAGCGUGGUGCUCGAGCGAUCCCAGGUCAUUGAAACCCUCCAACGUGUCCUCUCCAAGCAUCCAAGCAUCCUUGUCGACGACGGCUCGUGGAUGCAAUGUGCUCUUGGUGCGACGGACCGCACGCAGCAUUUGGAGCAGCUUUUGCGGACCCAGUACGACAAGCGUAGCCGCGAGUGGAUUCGGCACGGCUUGUACGACGUCCGCGACGUCUGCCUCGAGCAGCACCGGGCCUAUGUCGACCGCAGCUCGGGCGAGACGAUCUCGUUGGUGUGUCUCCUCUCCAGAAAGGUGCCGCUCUCUGUGCAGGAGAUGAGCGACGUACUCUGGUGCUCCAAGUCGCAGCGGACCAACAACCAAGUACUGCAAGCGUUUCACGAUAGCCUCGUGUACUUUCGGGAGAUGAUUCACUUGCCGCCGCCGGCCUCGUCGCAGAUCGAAGUUCGGACAGCGCUGCGUCGGUACGUUGAGAGCGACGGCAGCGUCGUGCAUGCGUGGCAAACCAUUGCCGACGACCAACUGCAUCCCGUUGACGAGCGCCAUGUCAUUGGCCAACGGGAAGGCUGGACGACGAUCCACGCCGUGGACGGUGGCGCGUUUGUCCAAGUCUGCGUGCAGCUGUCGCUGCCCGCGCGACUGGUAUCGGCGGAGGCGAUGACGACGGAGGCGCUCGGCACGCUCAUCCUUCAGACGACGGAGGCCAACUGCGCGCGCUUUUGCAGCCAAUUGGAUCGAGCCAUGCAGAGCUGUCUGCGAAAGCAAACGCGUGUUUGAAUGGAAUAUUGUCUUGUUAUGCUAAAA